AUGGCUGCAGCUGUUGCGACGAAUGGGAUGCAGAAGCUCGCGGGGACGAAGCGACGUGCGGAUGAGUCAAGUCUAAAUGACGAUCAACGCUUCACCAAGCGUUUCAACUUACUGAGCAUUGACAACCAUGCGCGUAAUGGGAACAGCAACCUCUACAUUCCAGUCUCCAACACCGGACUAUCCACAACCGGAACAGCCAUUGCAUUACCGGCAGGCACAGUGCCAUGGGAAAACACGAACGGCGACGAGCUGAUGAAUGUGGAUGAUACUCGUGAUCGAGUGUACAUACACGACCUCGAUGCAGAGCUAGCAGAUAUCGAGCCAGAAGAGGAGAAGCUCAUCUUCCUCCCGGACAUCGAGAAGCGCCUCAGUCGCAUACCACAUCAGGUCUUGGCCGGCCAACGCAGUGGCGAUGAUGAUCACCACGAGCUCGUGCUGUACAGCGUGCCCAAGUCUCUGACUGUGGACGAAGGACAGGACUCCGUACGGAAGGCUAUCAUUGAAGCGAGACAGAGGGCGAGGAACAAGGUGGUGGAAGAGGUGAGGCAGGAGGAUAUGAUGCGGCAGUAUAGUUAUGGGAACCACGAGACUGCGACAGAGACUGCGCAUGGGUACUCUACCGGGUAUGAGGAGGAGCAGGCGGAUCCGGACGCUAUGGACCUUGGUUGA
Recurvomyces mirabilis is the source of this 669-nucleotide messenger RNA. RefSeq lists its product as uncharacterized. The transcript has 2 exons. The record is from RefSeq and is a predicted model, not a curated record. Bases 1 to 669 code for a protein of 222 amino acids. Lineage: Eukaryota; Fungi; Ascomycota; Dothideomycetes; Mycosphaerellales; Teratosphaeriaceae.